Messenger RNA from Harmonia axyridis, 1621 nucleotides. RefSeq names its product peptidoglycan-recognition protein LE-like. Gene Ontology annotation, molecular function: N-acetylmuramoyl-L-alanine amidase activity; zinc ion binding. The record is from RefSeq and is a predicted model, not a curated record. Gene Ontology annotation, biological process: peptidoglycan catabolic process. The transcript has 3 exons. NCBI's taxonomy places the organism in Eukaryota, Metazoa, Arthropoda, Insecta, Coleoptera, Coccinellidae. The coding region runs from base 294 to 1484 and encodes 396 amino acids.
UCAAAUAUUCAAUCUUCGAACGGGUUUUCCAACUAUAAGGUAGAUACACCUGCGCGCGCGCCACUGUGUCCCAACACAUGCCUACCUUAGCUGCUCAAAACGCAAUCCCACUAUCAACAAGUGACCUCAGAUCAAUGCUUCGAUGCGUUCCGUGCUUAUUUGCUGCAAUAACUGUGAUAGUGUGUCGUUCGAAGAAAUAAGUAGUUCUUAGAAAUGUUGAAUCCCAGAAAAAAAUCCGGAAAAUCACCAUCCAACAACAGGUUUCCUAAGAACCAAACGCACCCUUCGAAGUGAUGGUCACAGACCUGGAUUCCUCAUCUCUGAACUCCUAUGAAGAAGACGUCGACUGCGGCUCAAAGUCAGAGCAAUUGGAGCUCUCGAAUCCUUUAGACUCAUCUCAUGUAGAGGGAGCUGUAGUCCUCCAAAGGGCCGAGCAAGGAGAAACAUGCCCCACUUUUGGCAACAUCUGUAUAUCGAACGGAAGCGACAUACAUUUCGGCAACAAAACUUUUUAUCAGGGACCCGUCACAAUAAAACAGUUUGUUUUAACUGACGCUGAAAAAUUGAAGAAGAUAAGUGAGACUGAAAUCUCCCCUAGUGAUGUUGAAAAGUUUAGUCAAGUUGAUCUGGAUGGUGGAAUUGUUAAUCCUAGUUUCGAGAGAGAGUCUUCGAAUAAUGAUGAAGUUGGUAACACUGGAGGUACUUCAGAAGCUGUUGAACGUACCAGUUCCAGGAGCAGGUAUCUCAAAGGUCUAUAUCUGCAGAAGCUUUUGAACAAUUACAAAACACUAUCAGUAUCAAUCUGCUUUUUCCUCGUUAUUCUGUCAUUGUUUGCAUUGAUUCUGACUCAGCUUUUGAAAAGUCCAGAAGCACUGAUAGUUAAGAAUGAUGAGGAUUCUUCAAAACAUGUAGAUAGUGAAGAUUCCCAUAACACGCCAAUAGAGGGGCCUAUAGAUCCCACAAAAAUAAAACCCCUGGUCCUGAAGAUGGUAAGCCGCUGGGAAUGGUUGGCACAACCUCCUACCCAACCUACAACCCCUCUAAAAACCCCUGUGCCCUAUGUGAUAAUCUCCCAUACAGCAACCGAAACCUGCCUCUCCCAAGCCCAAUGUGUCUUCCAGGUUCGGUACAUCCAAACCUUCCACAUCGAGAGCAGAGGAUGGUUUGACAUCGGUUACAACUUCUUGGUAGGAGGUGACGCAGAAGUGUACAUCGGGAGGGGAUGGGAAAAAGAAGGAUCCCACACCCUUGGCUAUAAUAAGUACAGUAUCGGGAUAUCCUUCAUUGGUACUUUCAUAGAUAACCUGCCUACCAAAAAUCAACUGGUAGCGUGCAAAAGACUGAUUCAAAAAGGUGUUGAACUUGGUUACAUCAAGAAGGACUAUAAAUUACUUGGAGCAAGGCAGCUACAAACUACGCAAAGUCCAGGGACCAAGUUGUUUGAGGAAAUUAAGAAGUGGCCUCAUUGGACUGAAGAGCCUUAGAGCUCCUUAGUCCCCAGUUUCCUCCAAAAUUGUAUAUAAUAAAAGGUCAUGUGUAUAAUAUGUAAAUAUGUAAUAUGUAAAUAGCGUUUUAGUUCAAAAUAAACCAUGUACAGUUUAAUAAAAAUGUUGAAUUUUGA